Messenger RNA from Musca vetustissima, 792 nucleotides. RefSeq names its product FGFR1 oncogene partner 2 homolog (gene Fgop2). The transcript has a single exon. The record is from RefSeq and is a predicted model, not a curated record. NCBI's taxonomy places the organism in Eukaryota, Metazoa, Arthropoda, Insecta, Diptera, Muscidae. Bases 1 to 792 code for a protein of 263 amino acids.
AUGGCCUUAACCGUUGGACAACUAAUUAUGGAUGCCCAGAGAAUGGCGAGUCGUGUAAAAGAAUUGGACGCCCUAAGCAGCGCCUUACUUGUGGAGGCCGAAGGUAACAACCGUUAUGUGGAAAGUUUACGUCAGUACCAAGACGAGGUGGACUCCCUAAAUCGCAUUGCCAACAAUAAGACCAAUGUGGAAAUGGUCAAUCGCAUUCAACAGCAAAAUGCAAACAGUUCUGAAAUACUAAAGGAAAAUCGUGAACUGAAGGUGUGUAUCGAGGAUUAUGAAAGAGCAAUGGACUUGAUAAUGCAGAAGUACCGGGAACACACAAGCAGCAAGGUACUGGAGAGCAAGCUGAAUUUCAAGGAGGUCUACAACGAAAAACUUUGGAAAAUUAUACGCGAGCAGAGGGAAAAAAUCAAUGAAAUGGCUGCGGUCAUGCAGAGAGCUGCCUCGAUAGAUGACGAUUGUGAUUUGGAAUUGAUAACACGGCUGCGUUUGGAGAACAAGGCUCUGCGAGAAUUGCUACAAAUCUCCAAACAAUUUGGCACAUUCAGUCGACCUAUACGCUUCAACGAACACUUGUUGGAAGAAAAGGGCGUGCAAACAGAUUAUAGUGGUGAUGAUUCAGCCGACGAGCUCUCCCUGUCCGGCGCUUCAAUCGAAAAUGCAAAUAACAAUUCAGUCAUCCAACUGGAUACGAGAUCAACUUCGCCGAAUGUGGCCAUGAACUGCUCAAAUACAGGACACUGCUCAAUUCUCACGAAAUUGGCGAUGUGGGCGAUAAUAAUAAUUUAA